Molecule: messenger RNA, 1325 nt
Organism: Tigriopus californicus
Lineage: Eukaryota; Metazoa; Arthropoda; Copepoda; Harpacticoida; Harpacticidae
Exons: 4
Coding region: 188-1267 (359 amino acids)
Source: RefSeq, a predicted model, not a curated record
UUCAGGGUGACAUUAGUAAAAUUCGCCAUAUUCAAGAACACCUUAUCAAGCAAGUGCUUCCGCUUGGUUUGCAAAGAAACGUUCACUUACCCGUGAAGAAAAGGUAGAUCAUCAUCUGAAAAAGUAGAACGCAAACGAGUAUUCGUGUCAAUCAAUUCAGUCAAGGCGUAUAAUUUAUCGGACAACCAUGAAAGCCUCUUAUUGCAUGAUCUUGGGGGUAGUCUUCGCCUUUGGGGCCCAAACCAUCCAGGCUAACCCAAGACCACAAGGCUUUUUCUUCCCAGAAUCCAUUGACGAGACCGAAACUAAUGGGACUGUGACUCCCGAACCAAAUAACGAAUCAAGUACUGAAGCCAUACAGUCUGGCAUCGUUUUCGGAGGCGGAGAUGAAGAUGAGAAGGAGGAGACUGUGGAUAAAAAAGGCUUGACAAGAUUCACCCAACCAAAUGAAGCCAACCAAACCAAGAGCGAUGAUGAAGAUCAAGAGGAACAACCAGUCACUGUGUCAAAUGAUCCCGAAGAAAAGUCAUCCGAAGUAUCCGAACCCGGGCCAGAGGUUCCAGAAGACGUUGCCGAUUCUUGCUCUCCAUUUGAACUCCCUGGAUUUAACAAGACGACUCAAGAAUGGAGCUGCUUCUCCAUCACCACUCAAGGGCCUUGUGCGGAUUCGGAGUGGUUCAUCCUGGAUAAGAAUUUUUCGGAUUACCCCAAAGGCAUUUGUGUGGAGCGCCCUUGCGCCGAAGGCCAGGUCUUGUACCAAGACACCUGCGAGGCUGUUUCAUCCUUGGCCGACUGUCCCUUUAACAUGGAAAUUCUGCCCAAUCCUUUCGGAGAAGGUGAAUGCGAUUGCUUUGAAGGGCUGGCGGCUGUCUUGAACGAGACUCUCGAAGAGUUCUCUUGCUAUCCCGAGUUUUCCCCCGAACCUUGCUCCAAACCGGACCAACAACUUCUGAAGGUCAACGGUUCUGCCGGAUCCUUCGAGUGCCAAGACACGCCUUGCCAAAGCGGUGAGCGACUGUUUCAAGAGGAGUGCCUGGCUGAGAUUGAUUGCAAAUCCACGGACAACGUCGACGAGAAGAUCAUAUCGACCUUUUGUAACUUUGGGAUCCGCCAACUUCUGACUUUGCCCGAAAAGUGCGACGGGAACAAGGCCCGAGACUACCAAGGCAAUUGUAAGGAGGAAUUCAGCUUUGGUAAAAGAGCCAGUCGCCCUCGGAGAUUGGCAAACCAACGUUUUAGACGCAGCGCUUUCGCCAACUUCUAUUAGCCAUUCAUAUUGGUCAAUCUAAAUUUUGAGGAAUCGAAUAAAGAACCAUGAAGCCUGA